CAGAUUAUGGAGGAAGCUGUGACAAGGAAGUUUGUGCACGAGGACAGUAGCCACAUCAUAUCAUUCUGUGCUGCCGUGGAAGCCUGCGUCCUGCACAGCCUGAAGCGGAGAGCAGCCGGGUUCUUGCGCAGUAACAAGAUCGCAGCCCUGUUCAUGAAGGUGGGCAAGAGCUUCCCUCCGGCAGAAGAUCUUUCUAGAAAGGUCCAAGAUCUGGAACAGCUCAUCGAGAACACACGAAACCAGGUACAAGGCGUCCAGGAGAACAUGCGCAAAGUGCAGAAGCUGCCGAACCUGUCUCCCCAGGCCAUCAAGCACCUCUGGAUCCGCACAGCCCUCUUCGAAAAGGUCCUGGAUAAAAUCGUGCAUUACCUGGUAGAAAACAGCAGUAAAUACUAUGAGAAAGAAGCUCUCCUGAUGGAUCCCGUAGAUGGACCAAUUCUUGCUUCCUUAUUGGUGGGGCCUUGCGCGCUGGAGUACACCAAGAUGAAGACGGCGGAUCACUUCUGGACUGACCCCUCCGCUGACGAACUCGUUCAGAGGCAUCGCAUUCACAGCUCAUACUGUCGCCAGGACUCUCCCACUAAGCGCCCUGCUCUCUGUAUUCAGAAAAGGCAUUCGAGUGGCAGCAUGGACGACCGGCCGUCACUGUCUGCCAGAGACUAUGUGGAGUCUUUGCAUCAGAAUUCCAGAGCCACGCUACUCUACGGCAAAAACAACGUCCUGGUGCAGCCGAGAGACGACAUGGAGGCGAUCCCGGGGUACUUGUCCCUUCAUCAGACUGCAGACAUCAUGACGUUGAAAUGGACCCCCAACCAGCUAAUGAACGGUUCUGUGGGAGAUCUGGACUACGAGAAAAGUGUGUACUGGGACUAUGCCAUGACCAUUCGCCUCGAGGAGAUCGUCUACCUGCACUGUCACCAGCAGGUAGACAGCGGUGGGACAGUAGUUUUGGUGAGUCAGGAUGGAAUUCAGAGGCCUCCGCUCAGGUUCCCCAAAGGAGGGCACCUGCUUCAGUUUCUGUCCUGCCUAGAAAAUGGUCUCCUCCCUCAUGGACAGCUGGACCCACCUCUUUGGUCACAGAGGGGGAAGGGGAAGGUGUUUCCAAAGCUGAGAAAGCGAAGUCCCCAGGGCUCUUCCGAGUCGGCAUCUGAUAAGGAAGAUGAUGAAGCCACGGACUACGUUUUCCGGAUAAUCUACCCCGGCACGCAGUCAGAGUUUGUGCCCCAGGAGCUGAUAGACACACCAGCCAGCAGCCUGCCUUCCAUGUGGCAACCUAGCACCCGCAAGUCCUCCUGCUCCUCGUGCUCCCAGAACAGCUCCUCCGAUGGUGGCCCAUCCAACGGCUGCAACCACGAAAGAACCCCACUAAAGCUCCUGUGUGACAACAUGAAAUACCAGAUCCUCUCCCGGGCUUUCUAUGGCUGGCUGGCGUACUGUCGACAUCUCUCCACCGUGCGAACCCACCUGUCCGCAUUGGUUAACCACAACAUUGUGUCUCCUGACCUGCCAUGUAAUGCCAGCUGUGGACUGACUGCAGAGAUAUGGCAAAAAUACCUGCAGGAUAGCACGAGUUACGAGGAGCAGGAGUUGUUACGGCUCAUCUACUACGGUGGGAUCCAGCCUGAGAUCAGGAAAGCCGUCUGGCCCUUCCUCUUGGGCCACUACCACUUCGGGAUGACGGGAGCUGAGAGGAGAGAGGUUGACGAUCAGAUCCGGGCCUGCUACGAACAGAUCAUGGCGGAAUGGCUGGGCUGCGAGGCCAUCGUUCGGCAAAGGGAGAAGGAAUCCCACGCUGCGGCUCUGGCCAAGUGCUCUUCUGGGGUGAGCUUAGACACCCACAUUCAGAGGAUGAUGCACAGGGAUUCGACUGUCAGCAACGAGUCUUCCCAAAGCUGUAGCUCUGGCAGGCAAAGCCACGCCCGGCUGCUGAGUGACUCCAGCUCCAGCACACAGGUGUUUGAAUCAGUUGAGGAUGUGGAACAGACCGAGGCAGAUGCCCAACUCGAAGACGGCAAACAAGCCAAAAUCCUAAACGGGACGAUCGCCAAUGGCACAUGUUCCCCUGAGCUUGGCCAUCCCUCUUCCCAGACUUUCUACAGCAUGUCUGAGCACAGCUUCAGCACUGACGAGAAUGCGACGGAAUCCAGCAAAACCGGGGCCUGCCACCGAGGGAAAGCCAGUGGGGCAGAGGCCCCGAAACCACAGAGCUCAGCCAAUACACUGUCAGAGGAUAAGCUGGCGGGGGAGGAUCUGCAGGGCCAGGACAGCCUGGAAGGUGAAUGUCCCAUCAAUGGAAGCUUAGAAGUCUUUAUUCCAGUUGGCGGGAGCACAGCGGCGGUUUUGCCUGACAACGAAGCGGUGGGCCUUUCCGUGGUGGAUGAGAGCUGGGCUGAUAGUGAAGCUGAAAAGCGCAGCUUGGUGGGGAGUGAGGACAAUCUGUCGGAGGAACCAGAGAUGGAAAGCUUGUACCCACCGCUGGAUUCACUAGCUGUGGCUGACUUGGCUAACAAUGAAGUUUCUCCCGUCUCCUCAACUGGGGUCACCUAUUCUCCAGAGCUCCUGGACAUGUACACCGUGAACCUGCAUCGCAUUGAGAAGGAUGUGCAGAGAUGUGACCGGAACUACUGGUACUUCACACCUGCCAACCUCGAGAAGCUCCGCAACGUCAUGUGCAGCUACAUCUGGCAGCACAUUGAGAUCGGCUACGUGCAGGGAAUGUGCGACCUGCUGGCGCCUCUCCUGGUCAUCCUGGAUGAUGAGGCGCUCGCGUUCAGCUGUUUCACCGAGCUCAUGAAAAGGAUGAACCAGAAUUUCCCACAUGGGGGAGCCAUGGACACCCACUUUGCUAACAUGAGGUCGCUGAUCCAGAUCUUGGACUCUGAGCUCUUUGAGCUGAUGCACCAGAAUGGGGACUACACCCAUUUCUACUUCUGCUAUCGAUGGUUUCUCCUGGACUUCAAGCGAGAGCUGGUGUAUGAUGAUGUUUUCUCUGUCUGGGAGACAAUCUGGGCAGCUGCACGCGUCUCCUCUUCGCACUAUGUCCUCUUCAUAGCCCUGGCCUUGGUGGAAAUGUACCGGGACAUCAUUUUGGAAAAUAACAUGGAUUUUACAGAUAUCAUCAAGUUCUUCAAUGAAAUGGCCGAGCGACACAACACCAAACAGCUCCUGAAGCUGGCCCGGGAUCUCGUGUACAAAGUCCAGACGCUGAUUGAGAAUAAAUGA
Messenger RNA from Emys orbicularis (European pond turtle), 3222 nucleotides. It is a transcript of the gene SGSM1, whose product is annotated as small G protein signaling modulator 1. Lineage: Eukaryota; Metazoa; Chordata; Testudines; Emydidae. The record is from RefSeq and is a predicted model, not a curated record. Gene Ontology annotation, molecular function: GTPase activator activity. Gene Ontology annotation, biological process: activation of GTPase activity. Bases 7 to 3222 code for a protein of 1071 amino acids. The transcript is spliced from 23 exons.